Acinonyx jubatus (cheetah) is the source of this 6884-nucleotide messenger RNA. It is a transcript of the gene MYO1H, whose product is annotated as myosin IH. Bases 1923 to 4994 code for a protein of 1023 amino acids. Gene Ontology annotation, cellular component: plasma membrane; vesicle; actin cytoskeleton. The record is from RefSeq and is a predicted model, not a curated record. NCBI's taxonomy places the organism in Eukaryota, Metazoa, Chordata, Mammalia, Carnivora, Felidae. Gene Ontology annotation, biological process: vesicle transport along actin filament; actin filament organization. The transcript has 32 exons. Gene Ontology annotation, molecular function: ATP binding; microfilament motor activity; actin filament binding.
GCCCAGAGCCCGACGUGGGGCUCGAACUCACGGACCGCGAGAUCGUGACCUGAGCUGAAGUCAGACGCUUAACCGACUGAGCCACUCAGGUGCCCUGAGAGCUGUCUUAUUGGCAGAGGGUGGCCCCUUCUGGAAGGUGAGGGAAAAGGCCGCUUUCUCCUGAUGAUCUGUAUCUUGUGAUACUCUGACCCUUGUAUAUCUCUGAGCAGCUUCAUGUACAGGACACACAGGCCAGUAGCCUAGGAUUUCUCAUUCUUCAUUUUUUUUUUACCAUUUACCAUUUUUGGUAAAAUAUACAUCACCUCAAAAUUUACCAUUUUAGCCGUUUUAACCGUCUUUGAAAUGUACAGCCCGGCGGCAUUACGUGCAGUCACGCUGUUGGGCAAAUCAGCACCACCGUCCGUCUCUACAGCAUUAUCAUCUCAAACGGAGACUCCCUACCCCUCAAACACCCCCAUUUCCCCCUCCCGCCGCCCUGGCAACCACCAGCUGCUUUCUGUCUGUAUGCAUGUGCCUACUCGAGGUCCCUCAUACAAGUGGAAGCAUCCAGUGCUGGUCUUUUUGCGUCUGGCUUCUUUCACUCAGCACCACGUCCGCAAGGUUUCAUCCAUGUUGUAGCAGGUGUCAGAACUCCCUUCUUUUUAAGGCCGGAUAACAUUCCAUUGAAUAUAUAUAUAUCACAAAAUACCACAGGCUGGGGUGGGGGGUGUGGAGCUUAUAAAUAACGGAAAUUCAUUGCUUACAGUUCUAUGGGCUGGAAGUCCAAGAUCAGGGUGACACCAUGCCUCUUCUGGGGCGCAAACUUCUCUCUGUGUCCUCACGUGGCAGAAGGGGCAGGGACAUCUUUGGGCUUCUCCUAAGAGCAUUAAUCCCAUUCAUGAAGAGGCCACCCUCAUCUACGUCCGUCCGAGAGGCCCCCCCACCUGCUGAUGCCAUCGUAUCUGCGUUAGGAUUUCAGCAUACGCAUGGCGGGGAGGGGGCCGCGGCACACAGCCUUUCAGACUGUGGCACCCACGUUCCGCUUAUCCACUCAUCCGUCCGUGGUCACUUCUGUUGCUCCCACCUUUUGGCUUUCGUGAAUAGCGCCGCCAUGAGCGUGGGCGUGCAGAUACGUCUUCGAGUCCCCCCUUCCGGGUCCUUGCGGAGCGCAUGCCCACACGGGGAAUUGCUGGACCAGACGGCAGUUCUGUGCUGCACUUUGUGAGGCAACGCCAGACCGUUUCCCGUUGGGGCUACACCAUUUCACAUUCCCACCGACAGCGCGCACGGGAUCUGGUUUCCCCAUAACCUCGCCGACACUCGAAAUGGCUUUUUUGGUUCGUUGUCACGGGAGCGAUCCUUCCGGAUCAAGCCUGGAAGUAAUUGUCUACUCAAGGCAUUGGACUUUUUCGCCUGCGUCGCUCAAACACGGUGGCGGGGAAACGCAGCCUAGCGUGCGCCUUUAAGUUUUCCAUUCCUGUGCCCCCUGCUUCCCCCGCCCACCUAGCGGCUCCUGCCUGGGCUGCCAGGCCUCCCUUCCUUCCGCCAGUUUGGUCUUCGGCUGCUACCCCUGCCCUGGAGGUGGGGGUGCUGCGACCCCCCCAGGGGUGGAAACACCUGCCUCGCUCAUCUCAUCGUCUACUUCUGUCCGUCUCCUUCAUCCCUUUCCCUGAACCUGCACCAGCUGAGCCUUGGGGAGCAAAUGCUAGGUGAGGCGGUGAGGUGCCAGGGCCGUGCAAAGGGCCGGAGAGCUGCACGCCCAGGGUCAGACCCCAGCCGCAUAACCUGUUACUGUCCUACGUUAACCCCGGCAAGCGACGGGCCAGCUGAGCCCUCAGAGAUGGAUGAUAGGCUGUGGGGAAGCUGAGCGCCAUUGGAAUCCCAUCUCCACCCCUUCCUGAUCACAGAAAGAAGAAGUGAGGAGGAAGCACAUUCGUCUGCACAUGGAAAGCACGCUGACCGCCCGGGACAAGGUCGGGGUGCAGGAUUUUGUGCUGUUGGAUGCCUACACCAGCGAAUCUGCUUUUCUGGACAAUCUUCGAAAGCGUUUCAGCGAGAACCUCAUCUAUACCUAUAUUGGGACUCUCCUUGUAUCUGUGAAUCCGUACCAGGAGCUUGGAAUCUACACUAUGAGCCAGAUGGAACUUUAUCAACGGGUCAAUUUCUUUGAACUGCCACCACAUGUCUACGCCAUAGCUGACAACGCUUACCGCAUGAUGUGCUCUGAGCUAACUAACCACUUCAUCCUCAUUUCUGGAGAGAGCGGGGCAGGGAAAACGGAGGCCUCCAAGAAGAUUCUCCAGUAUUUUGCCGUGACCUGCCCAAUGACCGAGUCACUACAAAUAGCCCGUGACAGACUGCUGCUCUCCAAUCCAGUGCUGGAGGCUUUUGGAAAUGCGAAAACACUCCGGAAUGACAACUCCAGCAGAUUUGGAAAAUACAUGGACAUCCAGUUUGACUAUAAGGGCAUUCCCGUAGGCGGGCAUAUCAUCAGUUACCUGAUAGAAAAGUCUCGAGUCGUCUAUCAAAACCAGGGCGAGAGGAACUUCCACAUCUUCUACCAGCUGCUGGAGGGAGGCGAAGAGGAACUCCUUGCUUACCUUGGACUUGAGCGGGACCCCCAGCUGUAUAAAUACCUCUCACAGGGUCAUUGUGCCAAAGAGUCGUCUAUUAAUGACAAGAACGACUGGAAAACUGUUUCCAGUGCCUUUUCUGUCAUCGAUUUUACUGAAGAUGACCUCGAGAAUCUCUUUGGAAUUCUUGCCAGCGUCCUCCACCUGGGGAACGUUUGUUUUGAAGAGAACCACCAAGGCUGUGCCACGAUCCCAGACACCCACGAGAUCAAAUGGAUCGCCAAGCUCCUGGGGGUCCACCCAUCCAUUCUUCUGGAAGCUCUCACCCAUAGAAAGAUUGAAGCCAAAACUGAAGAGGUAAUAUGCCCACUGACUCUGGAACUCUCUGUCUACGCUAGAGACGCAAUGGCAAAGGCCAUUUAUGGACGAACAUUUACUUGGCUAGUCAACAAAAUCAAUUCCUCCUUAGUGAACAAGGAUUUCACCAAGAAGACUGUGAUUGGAUUGCUGGAUAUCUAUGGGUUUGAGGUCUUCGACAAGAAUGGUUUCGAACAGUUCUGCAUCAAUUACUGCAAUGAGAAACUCCAGCAACUGUUAAUUGAGAGAACCCUUAAGGCGGAACAGGCAGAAUACGAAAUGGAAGGCAUAGAGUGGGAGCCCAUUCAGUAUUUCAACAACAAGAUCAUCUGUGAUUUGGUGGACGAGAGACACAAAGGGAUCAUUUCCAUUCUGGAUGAAGAAUGUAUCCGUCCCGGUCCCGCUACGGACUUGAGUUUCCUGGAGAAACUGGAAGAGAAAGUAGGCCAGCAUGCACACUUCCAGACCCGGAAGCUGGCGGGGCCAAAGGGCCGAAAGAGGAUUGGCUGGAUGGAGUUUCGGCUCUCUCACUACGCAGGAGAGGUCACAUACUGCACCAAAGGCUUCUUGGAAAAGAACAAUGAUCUCCUCUACAGACAUCUGAAAGAAGUGCUCUGCAGUUCCAAAAAUCGCAUCCUGAAGGAAUGCUUCCUGGUGGCUGAGUUAGAAAACCGAAGAAGGCCACCAACGGUGGGGACUCAGUUUAAAAACAGCCUGAGCAGCCUUCUGGAAAUCCUCAUCUCUAAGGAACCUUCAUACAUCCGUUGCAUCAAGCCCAAUGAGAGGAAAGAACCCAGCAAGUUUGAUGACUUGCUCAUAAGGCAUCAGAUCAAGUACCUGGGGCUGAUGGAGCACCUGCGGGUGAGACGGGCUGGCUUUGCACACCGGCGGAAAUAUGAGCAUUUCUUGCAAAGGUACAAGUCCUUGUGCCCAGACACCUGGCCACACUGGCACGGGCCUCCAGCAGAGGGCGUAGAACGGCUGAUCCAGUACAUCGGCUACACGCCCGAGGAGUACAAGUUAGGGAGAACCAAGAUAUUCAUUCGUUUCCCCAGAACACUGUUUGCUACUGAAGAUGCCUUUGAAUUUAGUAAACAUCAAUUAGUUGCAAGAAUCCAAGCCACAUACAAAGCCUGCCUAGAGAGGAGAGUGUACGUGAGAAAGAGACACGCAGCCAUCACACUUGAAGCCCACUGGCGCGGGGCCCUGGCUCGGAAGCUGGCCAAAAGGAGAAAGUGGGCUGUGUGGACCGUAAGAAAGUUCAUAAAGGGCUUCAUCAACCGCAACAAGCCUCUCUGCCCGGACAAUGAGGAGUUUAUCGUGUUCGUGCGGAAGAAUUACAUCUUGACCCUCCGGUAUCAUGUCCCAAAGAACGUCUUGGACAAGAGCUGGCUGAGGCCUCCUGGCAUUUUAGAAAAUGCCUCGGACCUGCUCAGGAAGAUGUGCACCAGGAACCUGGUUCGGAAGUACUGUCGCGGGAUCACGGCCGAGAGGAAGGCGCUGAUGCAGCAAAAGGUGGUUACAAGUGAGCUCUUCAGGGGGAAGAAAGAAGGUUAUGCAGAAGCCUUAAACCAGCCCUUCGCCAACAGUCGGAUCGAUGAAGGAGACAUUAAUCCCAAAGUACUUCAACUCAUCAGCAGCGAGAAAAUCCAGUACGGUGUCCCGGUCAUUAAAUACGACAGGAAGGGCUUCCGGGCGCGGGAGCGGCAGUUCCUCCUCACUCAGAAAGCGGCUUACGUGGUGGAACUUGCCAAAAUCAAGCAGAAAAUAGCGUACUCGGCACUCAAAGGGGUCUCCACCAGCAGCCUCAGUGAUGGAAUCUUGGUCAUUCACGUGUCGCCAGAGGACAGCAAACAAAAGGGGGAUGCCGUCUUACAGUGUGAACAUAUCUUUGAAGCCGUUACUAAGCUCGUCAUGCUGGUGAAGCGGGGGAACAUUGUCAGUGUCGUCCAGGGGAGUUUACGGUUUUAUAUUAGUCCUGGAAAAGAAGGCACGAUCGUUUUCGACACGGGACCAGAAGAGCAAAUCUAUAAAGAUAAAAAUGGACAGUUAACCGUGGUGUCGGUCCGCACGACUUCCUCCUGACCUCUCCGGUGGCUGGCUGUGCUCCGGCUGAGGAAAGCGCCCAGGAAGUGGGGGGCUGUCCAGGUGGCUACACCUUCCGGGAAAGGGGACAGCAGCUCUAGCAAAAGGAGAUCCCAUCUGAAGAGACUGACGGGCACCUGUCCCCCUCCCGGCUCUCUGCUGCCCUGGGGCGCCGAAGUCAACUCUUCAGGGGCCCAACCUCAAGUUGCCUACGGGGAUGGUGUUCCGUGUCCCUACCUGGACCUUCCCUAGAUGGGUAUGUGAACACGUCAUUAUACGGUGGGCGACAGAUGCACUGCCUUUGUCAAGGCCGCAGUGGUCCCGAGGAACACAAGAGCAUGUAUGAUCUGAGAGGAAAAUUUUAUAAAGCUGCAGGAUUUGAAUUUUGCUUUAACUCAGUGGAACUCACCACACCCGAUGCCUUAACGUUUCUGACGCAGCUCCCCAGCUGGAGGCCGAGGCGCCUGUCCCUCCCCCUUCCCUCCCUAGUAUUAAAAUCAAAGGGGUAGCAGCCCCAGCUGAUUCACUUUCUCCCCAAGACUUCCUCGCAGUGUUUAAAUUCAAACAGUACAGAACGAACGCAGGAAACAUUUCAACAGAAGCAUUACGUAACUUUUAUUUUACACGUCCACAAAUGCUUGUACAACAUACAGUGACUACUUCUAACGUUUAUAGCAUUUCUUCUCAUAGCACAGAGAGAAAGGUUAGUGACACACAGGCGCGCUUCGGUGACGCUGGGUGGAGCCCUAAGGGAGGGCGGAGGAGCGGUGCUGACACUUGGGUCCCGAGCAGCUGCUGUGAGGUGCAAGCCAGCACGCGUAAGCCGGGGGCGGGGGGGGGGGGGGGGGUACCUGCCCCUCAGCCAGGCUGCUUACCUGCUACCCUGGGGGUGGGGGAGGGGGACAGAAGAGGCUACCCCAGGAUUGUCUUGGGCACAGGCCCCCGGUCCCCACCGACAAGGACCUCUGGACAAGGGACCCAAAGCUGUUCUACUUUAACUGUAAGCUCUUACACUGUAAUAAAACACUUUACCAAAUGUUAGGCCAGCGUUUUUACUUAGAUGGUUCUUCAGUAUAAAUACUGACCUUGGUUUGCCCUUCAUGCUCGCAUAAAAAUCAGUUCCUUAUAGAAUACGUUUGCCGACAGAGCUUGGACCAGCCAACGCUUCCUGUCAGCUCCUGGCUCCGCAGCUAACGGCCUCCCUCACCAUGGAAUGUUUCGGGAACCUGUUCCGUUCCCGAGAAAGCAAAGACUCCAAAUGAACAAGUGCAAAGUGUAGGAAAAGUGUAAAGACUGCCAGAAACAUUAGCUCAGACGGUGUAGAAGCCCAAACAAAUCCGAUUGUUCCACAGACGUACUCUUCACAGAAAGAUUUAAAAACACAAUUCAUAGGAUGGCUUUUCCAUUCCUACAGAAAACAUCAGAACUGACACUCGCUUUAACGUUCUAAAAAAGUUCAACCCAAAUGCCAGGGUUGGUGUUUAAAACUUAAACGGUAUAUAAAAUAUUUACGAAACCGUGUUUAAGCCUCCUUUCCUGUGCACUUAAUAAAAUCCAAAUGGCUUAGUAGGAAAGUCUCCCACACAACAGUUUAAAAAGCAUCGACCCCGUACAUGAUUUUUAGGUUCAAUCAAGAUUGUUUUAGAGUUUUAUUGGAGGCUUUGCUGCUGGAUACAAAAUAAAGGCCUAUGUCUCAAGAAAGGCAAUAUGUGCAAAGCCUAACCUGUAAAAACCAUUUCAAAAUAUAAACUCGUUUUUUUUUUUUUUUUUUGGAAUACAUGGUGUCAAAGGCUGCCCACAUUAACACCUUUGGUAUAAAACAGUAACAUUUCCCUUGAAAAACAGACAAAUUCCAUCCAUUCCGUCACACACGUUCACAUCUCCCUUAAC